AUGCCGACGAUGAAAAACUGUGAAACACAUAGCGAAGAAGCUGUAACAACUUCUUUAGGCAGUACAUGUGAAAAUUAUAAAAAAUCGGAGAACUAUACAACAACCAAACUUUAUUUGACGAAUUACAAUGAUCCAUUGGCUGGAAUGAAUGAAGUUUCCAAGAUCGAGAAUACAUCAAGUAAAAUUACACCAUCAAACUACUUCACUGAUGAAAUAAAUGGCUGUCAAUCGUUCUUAUUGAAUACAAACCUUGAACAGAGUGAAAUUAACAAGACCAACUCGAAUAUUGUUUAUCAAAAUGAAACAAUAUAUGAAAAUCUGUUCAAUGAAAUACGGAAAUUCACUAAUAUAAAUGACCGAAAUAAUGAUGUAUCCAACAAUUCAGUAAACUGUAGACAGAUGAAACAAGUGAAUAAUGUUCAGGUACAGUUAUAUGGUCUGGUAGGCUUCUAUAAUCGAUUUCAUAAAACUGAAACAGGCAACAGUGAAAGAAGAUUGGUUCUUAAUACAAAUUAUCCAAGUCAACAAAACGUUACCGAGUUAAAAAGCAGCACAGAUUUUGUAGAGUGUGACUCAUUUAUUGUAUUUGCCUAUUUUGCCAAUAAAAAUAAUAAAUGA
Messenger RNA from Heterobilharzia americana, 618 nucleotides. The record is from the annotation of a GenBank genome assembly. NCBI's taxonomy places the organism in Eukaryota, Metazoa, Platyhelminthes, Trematoda, Strigeidida, Schistosomatidae.